Molecule: messenger RNA, 954 nt
Organism: Lentinula edodes (shiitake mushroom)
Lineage: Eukaryota; Fungi; Basidiomycota; Agaricomycetes; Agaricales; Omphalotaceae
Exons: 10
Coding region: 1-954 (317 amino acids)
Source: RefSeq, a predicted model, not a curated record
AUGAGUUCCUCUCAUGAUCAGAAUGUUAAUUUGACUGCAGAUCCGCCAGUUCUCCUUCCUGACUGUGACGGAUGGUACAGAUCCAUGGAUGCAGAAUCUGUUGCCAUUGAAGCAGACCAGCUGCGAACAGAUUUUUCCAAAGAAGCCAGACGGGUUUAUAUCGAGAAUGAGAUGAAAGAUAGUAGUAGUAAUGAAUUGAUGGAUGGUGGAUACGAAUUGGAAGAUAGCGACGAUACUGCUACACAAAGCAUGAGAAUUAUCCCUUCUAGCUCUACCCUGCAUUCUGGUCCUACCAAUGUCUUUCAACGGUCGGAGGAUCCUGCAGUUGAAACCGUGAUAUCUCAUGAACCAACUCAGAGUCCCGGGGUAUUCGAACUUCAACCUAGCAGUUAUCAAAAAUUAGACGAGUCUGUAGCGAUUGCAGGGACCACAAUACAUUCAAAGGACGCAAGCGGGGAUGAUAUCGCAAUAGAUAUUGCCGAGACACAAAGGCACUUCAUUACAAAUUCUGCAUUUCCAGUGCUAGACAUCCCUGUAUCGCCUUCAUCGAACGAGGGUGAUCAAGGAGAAAACCGACGCAAAUUUGAAGACGACGAACUCGACAACUCCACUAGUCCACUUCCACUUUCAGAUGCACUGGCGUCUGUUAUGCGUGCAUCAAAGGAGGUCUGUAAUCCAACAGAUAACGACACUGAUCAAUGCAGACGGAAAGAAGACGAAUUUGGUCCUGGACUCAAACUCUUCCACGCUCUUCGAGAUUUGAUUCUACUUGAUCUGGAUCUUCCCAAAAUCCUGUUCACAGCAGGUUGUAUCGGUUACUUGCUCUUUCUGGUUCGAGCACUUUGGAAGAUUGGAAUCAUGUUUCAUGAUCAACCGCUGGGCAGAUAUCAGACACAAUCGUCUUUAUUGGUGCUUUCAUAUGUACUUCCAUUUUGUGGUGGAUACUCUGCGUGA